Molecule: messenger RNA, 8261 nt
Organism: Osmerus eperlanus (European smelt)
Lineage: Eukaryota; Metazoa; Chordata; Actinopteri; Osmeriformes; Osmeridae
Gene: ncor2
Product: nuclear receptor corepressor 2
Biological process (GO): negative regulation of transcription by RNA polymerase II
Cellular component (GO): chromatin
Molecular function (GO): transcription corepressor activity
Source: RefSeq, a predicted model, not a curated record
UCAGGGAGUACAGAGGACCACUGAGCUCUCUUGGAAUAGACACGACAUUUGGCUCGAGUGGAACCAACGACUACGAAAACUCCUAUUUCAUGUGGAUUACUCCUGGAAAAGGAAACUUGUUUGAAAAGAGGAAAUUAGUUUAUCGACUAAACUUAUAAGGACUGGAACGUACGCUACAGCCGCUGGCUACGAGACACAGCCCAUGAUGCACGCUCCUUCCUCUGCAGCCCCACCCACUUCCUGUCUGUAGAGGAAGCGGCCGCCCCCAGCAUGUCCUCGCACCCCCAGUCGGUGCCCCAGGGCCGGAGGGCCGUGGACACCCGCCACCUGCCCAACCCUUCCUCUCUCCCCCUGCAGCUGGCCCGGGCACACACGGAGGUGGGCCUGGUGGACUACCACUCUCAUGUGAGGGACUACAGCUCACACCUGGCCCAGCCACACCGCCGCAGGCCCUCUCUGCUGUCAGAGUUCCAGCCAGGGAAUGAGAGACCUGAAGCCAUCUGCUUUCAGACUCUGCAUCGUGCUCUGAUGUGCCUCCUCAAAGCGCAUUCUCAGCGCAUGACAGUCCACACUGAUUUCCAGAACUUCUCUCUGAAAACUCCCUUCCACGGCGUGCUUUUGAUGCCUGACAUGUCGGGGCAGGGCGCCCCGCGGGGCGUGGGAGGGACCAUGCUGCCCCCCCACGCCCUGGCCCUCUACCAGCACCAGAUCACCAUGGCCCACGGGGAGUCGUCCAGCAAGGAGCAGCACGCGGGCCAGCCCGUCAAGCAGCAGCAGCAGCAGCCCUACCCAGCGCAGGGGGACCGAGAGACGCACCACGGGGCAGCCCCGCGCCGCCCACGCAGCCCCUCCACCAGCGACAAGGACGAACUGGAGGGCAACGAGCGGUGGCUGCAGACCCUACUACACGGAUUACACAAGUCCAGGGCCUUCUCUCCUCACGGGGAUGCCAAGAAGCAGGCGCUGGGCCCGGAGGACCUGAGGGGCUCCCUGGGCCGGCCCGUCCUCUCUCCCUUCCCCAUGUCGCCCCGGGACAUCGCCAAGCUCAGCCACGAACAGCAGCAGCAUCUGCUCCACUACAACUCCACCCUCCAGCAGGCAGGACACCCCGGCCUGCAGCAGGAUGGAGCGCGGCUGGCAGCGGUGCGGCCCCUCCACAUGCCAGAGCCCCCUCUCAUCUCCUCCACCAAACCAGGGGCUCCGGUAUCGCAGGGCACCCCAGUGCAGCUGCAUAGCCCGGCGCAUGGGAUGGACCAGGGGAAGAUGCCUCCCGCGCCAAUGGGUUUGUCCUGGAUGGAUCAGAGGAAAGUCCCUACCCCCGUGGUGAAGCAGGAGCAGCUGUCCCCGCGCUGCUCGUCCUCCCAGGCUGAGAACCUGUCCGCCCAGGGGGCCGCCCACGACGGAGCCGCAGGGCCGCGGUGGGUGACCGGCCCACAGGGAGGCAGCAUCACUAAGGGCAUCCCAGGGACCAGGAUACACCAGGAGUCCCCCAUCUCCUACCGUGGUGGCUCCAUCACUCAGGGCACCCCCGCAGACGUCCUGUACAAGGGCACCAUCACGCGCCUCAUCGCCGAGGACAGCCCCAGCCGCGCCGAGCGGGAGCGGGACGAGGCCAUGUCCAAGGGACACGUGGUGUACGAGGGCCUCAGCGGGCACAUCCUCACCUACGACCGCUCUGCCUCCCAGAACCCCAAGGACGAGGGCCGCGGCCCGGGGCAGCCGGGGGAGCUGGUUGGGCUGAAGCGGCCCUACGACGUCAUGGAGGGGGGCAUCUCCAGGGGCUUGCCCAUGAGGGACUCCCUGUCUGCCGCCACCUGCGAGGGGCUGAUAAGCAGAGCUAUGCCCCACGAGAGAGACAGUCCACACCCCUUCAAGGACGCACACCACAUCCGCGGGUCCAUCUCCCAAGGUAUACCUCGUCACCUGGACCCCCAGGACGGCUACCUCCGGAGGGAGCCCAAGCAGAUGAAGAGGGAGCCGUCCCCCCCGCCCCGGCCGGGCUCCAUGCAGGAGGCCAUGAAGGGCCGGGACGCCAUGGUGCCCACGGUGAAGGAGGGUGGGCGCUCCAUCCACCUCAUCCCCCGGGAGGAGCUCCGGCAGCUGGGCUCUGACGGCCUGAUGAUGGCCAAGCCUGGCAAAGAGGGCAUCCUGACCCAGGGCCCUCCCAUGAAGCAGGAGGCGGUGGGUUCAGGGAAGCGCCACGACGUGCGCUCCAUCAUCGCCAGCUCCCCGCGCUCCUACCACGGCCCCCCCCCGCACCUGGACAUGCGCCCCGAGCGGGGCCGCUACGACGAGGGCCCCAAGGGCCGCCCCAGCGCCGUGGUCAGCACGGCCAGCUCCAUGGCCCGCUCCUCGCCCCUCACCAUGGGGCCGGAGCAGGGGGGCAAGGCCCACCACAGCCCGGGGGGCUACGAGGAUCACAAGGGCCCCCUCAGGGCCCCCUACCCGGGGCCCUCUCACCGAGGAUCCCCCCUGUCCAGGGAGGGAGGCCAGCGCCAGCAUGAGGGAUCCAAUAAGAACCAGCCUCAGGAGCGCAAGGCCACGCCCACGCCGCGAGAGAUGAGCGCCACCAAGUCGCCCCUACCUUCAGUCGCCGAGCAACAGGCGUCGCUGGCGUCGUACGAGCGCCUGCUGCAGGGUCUGGGCGCUGCGGAGGUGUACCGCGGGCCCAUCCCCUUGGCCUUCGACCCCUCCUCCCUGCCCCGUGGCAUCCCCAUCGACCCAGCUGCCUACUACCUGCCCCGUCACCUGACCCCCAACCCGGCCUACCCCCACCCCUACCCCUACCUGAUCAGGGGCUUCCCCGACACGGCCGCCCUGGAGAACCGGCAGACGCUGCUCAACGAUUACAUCACCUCCCAGCAGAUGCACCAGUGGCCGGCGGCGGCGGCCAUGGCGGCCCAGCGCACCGACCUGCUGAGGGGCCUGUCCCCCCGAGACCAGCCCAUGCCGCUGCAGUACUCUGCAGCCCCGCGCGGGAUCAUCGAUCUGUCUCAGGUGCACUUACCUGUCCUGGUCCCUCCCUCCGCAGGGGCCGCUGGCUCGACCAUGGACCGCAUCACCUACAUCCCCGGGACCACCGGGGCUUUCCCCAGCAGGCCCUACACCACCUCCCCCAUCUCCCCAGUCGGGCCCUCGCACAUGAGCAAAAUGCAGGCCACGCCCUCUUCUGCUGAGCGGGAGAGGGAGAGAGACCGCGAGCGAGACCGCGACCGGGAGAGAGACCGGGACCGCGAGAGGGAGCGAGAGAGGGACCGGGAGAGAGACCGCGAGAGGGAGCGAGAGAGGGAGAGAGAUCGGGACAGAGACAGGGACCGGGAGAAAGGCGGUUCCCACGGCAACGUGGAGCAUGCCCCCAUCUGGAGACCAGGUACAGAGCACAGCUCCGGGGGCAGCAGCAGUGCACGCCCCCCUUCUCACCCCUACGGCCACCAGCACUCCCCCGCCUCGCCUCGCACCCAGGACAGCAUCCAGCAGAGCAGUGCACGCCCCCCUUCCCACCCCUACGGCCACCAGCACUCCCCCGCCUCGCCUCGCACCCAGGACAGCAUCCAGCAGAGGCCCAGCGUGCUGCACACUGGGGGCAAGAGUCUGCCUGUCAGCGAGCACUCUGUGCUACGGUCCAUGCCUCCUGGCGCAAACCGCUACCCAGGCUACAGCCACCUCCAGAGGACCGGGGUGCCCGAGGGCUACCCCUCCGGCCUGGAUCCCAGCGGGGCCAAGGACCUGGGGCGUGACGGGGGCAAGAGCAGGGGGGGCCUCCCCAAGCACGCCCAGGACCCGCACGGAAUGUCCUCCAGCAAGGCCGAGUCCAAGCUGUCCAGCCCUGGAGGGAUGUACCCGGGGCCCUACUCCCAGGCCCCGGCCGCCUCUCACCUCUCAGGCCGGCCCCCACACCUGCUGGCCCCCCAGUCGGAUAACCCUCCUGGCCGGGGAGACAGUGGCACACCUAGUAGGGAAAAGACUCAAAACAAAGCGAUGUCCAUUCAGGAACAAGAGCUCCGAGCACUCGCUCAACAGAAGAUGGUGCCCAUGGAGCAUGCUCUGUACCGCCCCCCCUCUGAGGAGAGACUGUCCCCGGGCCAGCAGCAGCCCCAGUCCCCCUGUGUCAAAGGCAGCCAGAGGGUGGUCACCCUGGCCCAGCACAUCAGCGAGGUGAUCACCAAGGACUACAGACAGAACCUGCAGCAGCAGGCUCCCAUGCAGCAGGCCUACCACAGCUCCCCAGUCCUGGACCUGACCCGGCCCCCCAGCGCCCCCCAGCCCCCGUCCUCCUCCAAGGAGCCCGGCCAGGGGCCCCGCUACCCCCCGGACGGCGGCGGAGGCGAGCGAGCCAGGGACAGGUCCCCCACCCAGCCCAAGAUGUCCCCCGUCGGCAUGUCGGCUGACGGCAUCGAGCCUGUGUCCCCUGCCGGAGCCAUGUCUGAGCCAGAGACACAGGGGUCCUCCUACCCCGCUGAGCAGGGGGAGCAGGGCAUGGGCUCUCGCUCGCCCCCCAACACCUCCCAGCCCCCGGCCUUCUUCAGCAAGCUCACGGAGAGCACCUCGGCCAUCGUCAAGUCCAAGAAGCAGGAGAUGAUCAAGAAGAUAGGAGGAGACAGCGACUUCAACGCCGGCCAGCCAGGAACAGAGAUCUUCAACAUGCCUGCCUCCACCACUGCAGGACCAGUGAGUAUCCGCAGCCACCCUCCCCCCGAGGCGUCCAGUAACACCAUCGGCCUGGAGGCCAUCAUCAGGAAGGCCCUGAUGGGCAACUACGACGAGCAGGCCGAGGAGCGUCCCGCCCCCAACGCCACGCCGGCCGGCGCGGCCGCCCCCAUGCCCGCCGCAGACGGACGCCCCCCCGACGAUGCGUAUCCUCAACCAGGUGGGGGGAAGUCCAAGGGCAGCGGGCGCUCUAACGGGCGGAAGGCCAAGUCCCCCGGCCCCGGCCUGUCCGGGGGGGAGAGACCCUCCUCCGUGUCCUCUGUCCACUCUGAGGGGGACUGCAACCGCCGCACGCCCCUCACCAACCGCGUGUGGGAGGACCGGCCCUCAUCCACCGGCUCCACCCCGUUCCCCUGCAACCCCCUGACCAUGCGCUUCCCUGGGGGCAUGGUGUCCGCCUCCUCCCCCUCCUCCGGCCAGAUGGGGGCCCAGGGGGCGGGGCCGGGGCAGGGCCGCACCUGGGAGGAGGAGCCUAAGCCCCUGCUGUGCUCUCAGUACGAGACCCUGUCUGACAGCGAGUGAGAGAGACGGAACAGCAGCCCCGCCAGCCAACAGCCUCCACGCUGCUACACACACACACACACACACACACGCACACACACACACGCACACACACGUACAUACUUGCACACGUCAUUCCUCUCGCCGGUUCUACCUUCAUCAUGCAUGGUGUGUGACAAGAUCUCUGCCCCACCCCCCCGCCCUCUUUCCCUCCACACAUCUGCACACCUGAGGAUCCAAGUACUGAGGUGCUGAAACACUGCUGCUCAGUGUGUGUGAGAGAGAGAGAGAGAGAGAGAGAGAGAGAGAGAGAGAGAGAGAGAGAGAGAGAGAGAGAGAGAGAGAGAGAGGGAGAGAGGGAGAGAGGGGGAGAGUGUGCGUGUGUGUAUGCACUCACUCACUCCAGGACUACUCUAAAGGACAAAUCACUUUUAGUUUUUUUCUUCUCCUUCCUGUUUGCUGGCCUUAUUAACACGGACCCAUCACCCCCACACACUUCUAGCUCUAGUUUCUUCCGCGGUUCGUGGAAGGGGCUCGGUACGGCCCCGCUGUGCGGCGAUGCUGAAGGACUGGGUGUUACAGGGGCCCCAUGGGGCCCCCUGGGGCCCCCAGGGCUGAGUCUGCAUGCUGGGAGGAGGCUCUCCUCCCCAGGCCUGGCCCCCUCUGCUGUAUGGGACGGCCCCCCGGGGCCUCUACCACUACGAGCCAUCAGGCGAUGAACAGGAGGACACUUUGUUUUCUCGUUGUUGUUUUGGUCUCUUUCUCCCUCCCCUCCCCACCCCCUCUUCUUUAAAUCAAGUCAGUCCAGUCCUGUGUUUGAAAGUGAAAAGAGACCUUUAGUACUUUUUGAUGGUGAACUUUUUAGAUGCUGUCAGCUGUCGUCUCUUAUCUGCAAUGAUCUAUCUGGGGGGGUGGGGGGGUGGGGCGGGGCGGAGGGGUACGUAAGGGGGAGGGGUCAUAUCAUUGGUUUACAGGGUAAACAUGCUGUCCAUCGUUGAUGUCAUCAUACAUGAGAAAUGUUAUUGGAGGACAGUUUGAAGGCGCACGGUCUCUGGGCAUCCGCGAGACACCCGAGAUUGGUCGGAUGAGAUGUCACUCGAGACUAGCGACUCUCUCACUGUUUUUAUAUUAACCAUGUCUACGUGUUUGUUGAGACUGUUUUUUUGGAUGUUAAGCACUUAGUUGUCAAUCUGUUCACAAUGGCAUUUUAAAGAAUCUGUGUUUGGAGCAGAUCGUAACGGACUCUAGGAGAAGGAGGGUCCGACUGUGGAGGAGGGGCCUCUUUGGAACACCCUAGUCGUUGAGUUUAGGUCUUAGGUCUCACCACCCUCAUCCUCCAUCGCUCCCACACUCGAGCCACAAUCACAGCAGUAGCUAAAGGCGAGCUGGCCGCUCGGAGCCGGGUGGAGACCCAACCUUCUAGCUGCUCCGGGGGCCAGCCUCCGAGGCCAGCCUCCCAACAUCCCCCGUCGGAUUGAGAGUUCUAAGAGGCGACAAAUAAAAAAAGCCAUCUCUCUGUGAGCCUCGGCCCGUGGCCGCAAGAAGCCCGUCUGACAGCCUGACCUGGGAUCUCUCUGCAGGAGGGGAGGGUCCGGGCCUCUCACCUGGCCUGGCUCCUUCCCAAACCCACACCCUAUUUUGUACAGUUAUGAGAUAUUUCUAGUGUUAAGUGCCAUUUAUUUUACAUAUACAGUACUGAAGUUACCAAGUGACGCACAAAUGUUUUUUUUUCUCGUUUUUUUCUGCUUUUUCUAAUACAUUUUUGUUUUUCAUGCCAGGGUUUAUACGUGUCCAUGCAGGGAAGUUUUGAAACCAAUAGCAAAUGAAACGUCCUUCUUUUGAUUUCUACAAUUUAAGCACUUCCUGUUUGUCUUUUGUUUUUUUCUUCCUUUUUUUUCCACGGUUCAUGUUUCCAAUCUGUCACAGCCUUAGCCCUUUACUCUUUCACCUACUCCAGUUCCAAACUUGAUUCAACACAUUGGCAAUAUUUUUCAAGAUAUCUGCUUGUUGCAGGUUGUAUCUGCUUUGUGUAAUCCACAAAUACUACUACUUUUGGUUGUGGUUUUCUGUAGUACUGUGUUCUCCACUAGUCUGAGCAGAGUCACAAUAAUGACAGGGUACAGUACGCCGCCUUCCAUGUGCUUCUGAGAGGGGAGAACAGGUCACAUCUACUUAUUCAGAUGACGUCGUGGUUGAAACUUGUUUGAAAGGCCGUCUCUGUGGUUCAUAUGCAGUGCGUCCGGUCAGCAGGUUCCUGUCUGAUGGUGCCGGAGGUGGACACUGCAGUGGACAGUCCUGUGUGCUGGCUGGGGACCCUGGAGACUUGUUAGUAAUGAGCAGGUGUCAUGGUUAUCGGGCUGGAUCCUCGCUCGCUUCCUCUCUCGCCCUCGCGCCUCUCCCUCCUCUCUCCUUCCCUCCCUCCCUCCUCUCUCCAACCUGCUUCCCUCUCCUCCCCUUCUCAUCACUCCCUUCCUCCUCUUACAAACUGAAUCUACGUCGUUUUUCAAAAACAGUGAAGUGACGGCGAGACUGAAACCACAUCCAGAUGUUUCACCUUGUCACACAGCAGAGAGCGACACGGGAGUGGUUUUUAAAAGUGUACUGAACUGCGUUUUAAUCCUAACAUGCUGUUUUGUGUUUUCACAUUGCUCAUUGAUUUCAACCCCCCGUGUUCCUCUCCUAGCUCGUCGUUCGAGUUUCAUUUGUAAUUGAAAACAAAACGGACUCAUGGCUGAUAGGUUUCCUGAGUUCUCCAUGUGUGGGCGGUGGGAUGUCAUAGACAGUACAUUGUUUAACCAUAUUGUGCAUAAUGAUUUUUUUCUUUUCUUUUUUAUUAUAACCCACUGUAUAAUAGCAAGGAUUGUAUAUAGAACUCAAGAGAUGUAAAUAUUUAUGUGGCUUGCUUCAAGGUUGGUAUUUACAGAAAAACUAUUCACACUGUUAAAAUUCUACAUGCCCACCAGCAAGCUUUGUGGAUAGCAGUGUAAAAACGAAAAACACAACAAAAAAACACUGCCUUAAUGUUUAAAUAAAAAGCUUAUUGCCAUUGACAA